AUGCAAGGAAAAGGGUGUAAGGAAAUAGUCAUCGUCCAUGAUGAGCGAUACGACAACCAAUCUAGAGAACCAUCCGCCAAAUGGCCUUCAUUUGGUAGUGUGCGUGGGGGUAAGCCGAGAGGUGCAGACUUGGCGCGGCCUGCAGCGAACCCGACAUCGGGUAACCUUGUUCAUCCGAAAGGCCAUUUCAAACCCUUUGUUUUAACAAACACCGAAGCACAAGAAUCACCAAAUCACAUGAGCACUAAUCGGUAUUUCUCCCUCAUGGAGCGAAUGAACUUCAUGGAGAAUGAUAUGGAAGAAGAGGAGAAUUGGGAGGACUCCACCGCUCACAAUGAAAACGAUGAUGGAGCCAACCCCACCCAUAUGGCCCAAAAUCAAGAAAUGGGCAACGACAGAAACAAAUCCCCGGCAAUCGAUGUCGCCGCCGCUCCCUCCAACCGCCGCCGCCUCCAUAAAUCCGAUUUUGAAUCCGAAUCCGAUCCCGAUCCCGAUCCGGACUCGGACUCCGACUCCGACCACGAUUCCAAAAAAAUCCAGAAACGAGCCAAGCGCCACAGUAAAACCCGAAGCUCGAGUUCCAAGAGGAGGCGGUCCAGGGACGAAGACGAGAGGAGGCGGCACAGGAGAGAGAAGAGGAGGAGAGAGGAGAAGAAGGAAAGGCGGAUGAGAGAGAAAGACAAGGAAAGGAAGAGGAAGAAGAGGGAGGAGGAGAAGAAACGGAAAGCCAAGAAGAAGAAGAAGAAGAAGGAGAAAGAGAAGGGGAAGAAAGGCGCCGUCACUAAUUUGUGGGGGAAGUAUGGCAUUAUUAGAGAGACUGAUAUGUGGAAUAAACGGCCUGAAUUUACCGCAUGGUUAUCAGAAGUGAAAAAGGUCAACCUGGAAAGUCUAGCCAAUUGGGAAGAGAAGCAGCUCUUCAAAGACUUCAUGGAAGAUCAUAACACAGCAACCUUUCCUUCUAAAAAGUAUUACAACCUUGAUGCUUAUUUCAAACAUAAAAUGGAAAAGGAAAUGAAAAAGGGAUUUGCUAAAAUGCAGGAGUCUGAGCGUACUGUAUUCAAUGAUGAAGAACAGCGAAGACUAGAACUGCAGAAAGAACGUGAAAGACAAAAGGAAGAACAGAUCCAAUCUUUACAGCAGUCUAUGCAGCCUGGGAUGGCUCAAGCAAUGAAAGAGCAAGCACAACUCAGGGAAGAAAUGGCAUAUCAAUACAAGCUCGGCAACUUUGAGGCAGCAGCUGCUAUUCAGAGAAGAUUGGAUCCUGAUGUUGCUACGUAAGGAGCUAUUUGAUGCUCCUGGGAAAAAUAGAUCUGAAGAAAAUGGUGUUACAUAGGGUUUGUGUGUUGCGGUCGGGCACCCCCUUUCAUAUUCAUCUUCGAAUUUCUGGGAUGUAGUAUUUGUAGAUUCCGUAGAAUAUGUGCGUUAAACCUGCAAUAGUCGAUAAUA
This is a messenger RNA of Salvia splendens (bonfire salvia), 1446 nucleotides long. RefSeq names its product trichohyalin-like. The record is from RefSeq and is a predicted model, not a curated record. Bases 1 to 1278 code for a protein of 425 amino acids. The transcript has a single exon. NCBI's taxonomy places the organism in Eukaryota, Viridiplantae, Streptophyta, Magnoliopsida, Lamiales, Lamiaceae.